AUGACUACAUACAUUAUGAGUGGCCCAUUCUCUUGAAUAGGCUAUAUGAUUUUUUAUAGUCACCCACCUUCGGCUAUAUUAAUUGUAGCCUAGGUAUAAAAGCCUUCGUGUACGAAGUGGUAUCCAACUUUCUUUCAUUUGACCAGCAGUCACAUCGAUAUAUGUUGAAAUAUAUAUAAUAUAAAGAUAUGAACAUCUCUCUUCCUAUCACUCCAAUAUCCAUCUUUCUUUUAUCAACGCAUACUAGGUAGUUCAAAAUUUGACCCUUCGGCGCUUGUCAUCAACAACAUGAAGUCGCCCGUUAUUCUCGCAGUUGCCCUCCUUUCCUCUAUAGGACUAGGGGAUGUUCUCAACUCGAACCUCAUCAAGGAUAGUGUGACCUGUGAGACGGAAGUCUUCACCAAAGAUGACCUUGUAAACGCGUGCCUAAAAGCCCUAGAGAAUCACAAUGCAGAAAGAACGCCUGGCGGCUUUCCCCAUUAUUUCAGCAACCUUGAGGGCCUUGGUAUGGCUAAGGACUGCGACACCACGGCCCUAUAUGAGUAUCCAUUGUUGCGCACUAUACCAUUCCCUCAAGGUGGCUCCGCGGGAAGAAAGCGGGUUGUGGUCAACUGGGUCAGCGAAACAGAUGUUCGGAUUUGCGCGGCAAUGUUCCACAAAAAGAGCGAUGAGAAAUUUCAGUUGUGUCAAUGGCAGAAAUAGCUUCAGUCAUCCGUGAUCUGCCCAGUCCACCAGAUAGCUGGUUCGCUGUAUUACAAUUUUCUGUGUGCUAAAAGUCUGUUUCCUGUAAUGUUAGACCUUAUCUCAUGCAGUUAAGAAAAGCUGUGGUUAUUCUUUUAUAAGCACAAUCUAUUGGAAAGCUCAGCUCAGC
Aspergillus alliaceus is the source of this 871-nucleotide messenger RNA. RefSeq lists its product as uncharacterized. Gene Ontology annotation, molecular function: RNA binding; RNA nuclease activity. The record is from RefSeq and is a predicted model, not a curated record. Lineage: Eukaryota; Fungi; Ascomycota; Eurotiomycetes; Eurotiales; Aspergillaceae. The coding region runs from base 289 to 702 and encodes 137 amino acids. The transcript is spliced from 4 exons.